Ctenocephalides felis (cat flea) is the source of this 1208-nucleotide messenger RNA. RefSeq lists its product as uncharacterized. The record is from RefSeq and is a predicted model, not a curated record. Gene Ontology annotation, molecular function: ubiquitin conjugating enzyme binding; ubiquitin protein ligase activity; cyclin binding. The transcript has 2 exons. Lineage: Eukaryota; Metazoa; Arthropoda; Insecta; Siphonaptera; Pulicidae. Gene Ontology annotation, cellular component: cytosol; nucleus; ubiquitin ligase complex. Bases 48 to 1208 code for a protein of 386 amino acids. Gene Ontology annotation, biological process: proteasome-mediated ubiquitin-dependent protein catabolic process; protein autoubiquitination; protein monoubiquitination.
AAAACUGUUGGAAUCGAAUAUAAAAUAAAUAUAAAUCCGGAUAAAUUAUGGACUUUAUAGAAGCAAUAAUCGAGUAUCGACCAAGGCUGCAAUCUUGUCACGUGUUUUUAAAAUUUAAUAGCAUUAUUAAUAAGAAUGAUAUCAAUAUAAUUGUACUUAAUAACAGCAUAGAAAUCAAUUAUAUUGGAAAUCAUAAGAAUAUGGCUUCUAAAAUUGAAGAUAUUAUUAAUUUAGACCUAAAUAAGUCUGAUGCCCAAUUCCAUAUUAGUCUUGACACAUCUGAUCAUUUUACUUUGAAUAAAUUAUCACUUUCGGGUUUGAUAUAUUCUGGUAAUGAGAUAACAUUUAGAUUACAAACUGAACCUAAAGAACAAAAUAAAGGAUCUUUCAAAACUGAACUGAUAACAGAUUUAUGGAAAAAUUAUCUCACAGAAAAUGAUGCAUAUAAAAUAAAUAUAUGCAAACAGACCCCAUAUGAAAUUAGUUGUAGAAAAUGCAACCAUGCAAUGUUUUCAACACAAGGUUUCUCUCGAAUUUUAGAAUUACCGAGAGAAAACAUUGAUAUGAGUGACUGGUUCUGCCAUAAGCAUAACAAUCAAUCUAAAACAUUUGCUAUGGAGCCAGAGAUAGAUGCAUUAUUUUAUAAAGAUAAUUGUAUAGUAAUUAAUAACAAAAUAUUUACAAAUCAUCAAAUUGAAAAUAGUAAUACAAUUCUUUGCUCAAAUUGUAAAACAAAUAUUGGCUCUAAAAAGAUGAAUACUAUAGAGUUUUAUAAUUUUGCAAUUGGAAUCAAAACUGAGUCAAAUAAUAUUUUUCACAUAUUUUCAUAUGAUAAUUGCCUUUACGAAAUUGCUGUCCAAGAUUUCAUUCACUUAACUAAAAAGCGUAUAAGUGACAAUAGUAUAUUAUUAAUGCCCCAAUAUAUUUUACUCAAAAUUGUUGAUGUAAAUGCACAGGUAUUAAAAAGUGAUAAAAAAGGAGUUUUGACUUUAAAAAAUACCUUAAAAUUAAUGUACAAAAUUGAAAGUGAAUAUGAUGAAGUGCGAAUUCAGUGGGAAAAAAAUGAAAAGUCUGCAAAUAAUAUUAUAGAAUGCAUUCCUUAUGAAUUGUUUACAUCAGCUAGUAAACAUCUACAAAUGAUGUCAGAGUUUAUACCAAUUUCUUGUAAAUUUCUUAAUGGUUUUACAUUGAGUUAUUUAGAUUUAUAA